GAACGCGCAAACAGGGCCUGAUUGACCUUGCAACACCUCGUUUUGCCAGCAUUGCCCAAUCACGAAACCUGCUUUCAACACACCCUCGUGUUCUUCCGGCCUGGGUUGACGUCGACACUGCCGCUGAAGGAUGUGCGCCGUAGAGUCCACGCCCGUGCUCGGCGACAGCUCUGCCUUCACAUCGCAUGCAACUGGCGGAGGAACGGACGCGCACUGUUCCACUCAACGAUAUGGACAGCUGUCGCCCGGCCCUGCGCACACGUCCCUCCGAUCUUCGCAACCAUGCCAGUACCGCCGCAGAAACCUGUUAUUCCCUCCCCAGGCGAGUCUGUAGAAAGACCGUUGCGGUUUCUGGUCGUCGGAACCGCCGCUUUUGCAGCUCAUUCACCCUACUUCUUCUUCUCCUCCUGGGCCCCAGCCAUGAUCGCCUUGGACUGCAGAUCGCUAUCCUGACUCUGCCCUUCAUCAGCAACAACGUCUCUGUCCGGAGAAAUAAUUAUUGCUGACUCGAUCCUUGCUGCGGACACCUGGUAAACUAUUGGCAGGGCCUCUUUCUCUCCGUCUCAAGGAUUCAGUCCCGAGCUACUCUGUAUUGGGGUCUGGUUUUCUAUUCUUGACCUGAGUUCAGUGUCGUUGAAGAGCUCCAGAGGUUGCACCACCUCCGAAGCCCUCGAUUGCUAUCCAUUCGACUUUCUUCUUCUUCUUCUUCUUUUUGUUGCUGGCCUGUCUAUGCUCUGUUCCUAUCCUUCUCUCAUCGCUAGCCAACAAUCAAGCUCUUCUUUACCUGCUCCCACAUACGCCGAGAGUCAAGAAACAUUCCGUAUCAUCACAGAUGCGCACUGCCUACACCGUAGCAGCUUCAUUACCGUGCCCUUCGGUCGCAUCAGACCGUCGAUUUCUUCGUUGCAAUCACCACAGGGUGCUGCUGGUGUCAUAGUGCAAGCUCAUUGUCGCCAUUAUGAUCUGUCUUCAUGCUGGCCCUCCUAAACGGCCUUUAGUCGCCACUUUGGCCGUUUUCACCUUUUUCGCUCUCCUCUACCUUUCGCACCUGACAUGGAGAUCUACCGGGCGCUCGCGAAUCAAAUAUUCUGCCCCCAAACAUAGCUCGUCGAUCCCCCCAGCUGCUAACACGCCACUACGUCCGCCAGAGCUUGCUAAACCGGAAAACCUCACCAUCAGCGGAAUGGUAUUCUUUGGGCGCCGCAGCAGGGUCAGGUCUUUACACUGCUAUCUUGAGCGAAAUCUGGUCGAUAAUGGCGGCUGGCUGGACGAGGUCCGAUUCUUUGCCAACACCAAGGACAAAGAUGAUUUGGCAUUCCUAGACCAGAUCUUGAAGCGCUCCCCGCGAUAUAAGAAAAUCUUCAUCGAGAAACCUGUCUGGUGGCCUGACCACACAAAACUGUGGAGGCAAGUCGAAAGAGGCACCAUGUAUAUCAAGCUUGACGACGACAUUAUGUGGCUGGCAGAUGAUGCGAUUCCCAAUAUGGUCACCACGAAAUUACACAACCCUGACCUUUUGGCUGUUUCCGCAAACGUUAUCAACGGUCCUCCACUGAGCUUCCUACACUACCACCAUGACGCUCUUCAUCCAUAUUUUCCCGAACUGCUGCCGUCGAACAAGAAAGAUGAGCAGCCUGAUCCACGCCAGACUCCUAAGAACGAUACCGAGAAGCGCUCCCUUCCCAGCUGGCGUCCAUCGGAGCAUCCAUUCUGGGAGGGUCCCAACGACUUCGAAUGGCCUCUGGAGAACGAACCACCAAGCGACGGCCACCGAUGGCUUCGCGUCCAAGACGACAAGGCUUUGAACCGCACGCCCGUCGCCAAGUUGACCUACGAUUUCUGGGGUCCAACUUACGAGAGCUGGGCAAUCGCCGCGCAGCAGCACUACUCAUUGCUGGAAAACAUAGAGAAAAACACGCUUGACAGAUACAAAUUCUCGCCUCCGUGGAACAUGCGCGGAGAGCGGAUCAGAAUCAACGCACUCGCUAUACUAGGCGACGAUGUGCUGGACACGGAUGUUUACCAUUGGCCUGACAAUCGGGGUGAUGAGGAUAUGAUUGCCCUGGAUUUACCUAAGCAGCUUAAUAGACAUAUUCUCAUCGAAGGCAAAGCCCUCGCUGCACAUUUCAACUUUAUGCAUCAGGGGGCUCUCACGAAGACCGAUCUACUCGAUAGAUAUUACUCAUACGCAUUAGAUAAAGUCUGCAAACAGCCAUUUAUACCUUCUCCAUGAUGUUAAUACCUCUGCAUACCUUUUCUUUUUCCUCUCUUUUUUUCUUUUUUCUAAAAAAAAAAAAAAAAAAAAUUGGUGUUCAGGAUAUCCGCCUACACACUUUAUUAUAGUGAUAGUAGUGUGUUUUAAUUCUUUUUCUUUUCUUUUUUUUUUUUUUUUAAUAUGUUCGGGCAUGAUAACCAAUGUUUCUCAGAUUCGAUUCUCUGUAUUAUAUAUUUUCUUUAUGCUUCGGUCAUUUUGAACUCACAGGGUGGACAUGAAUGUUAUGACUGGCCAUUUGAGUGACGAUUUUGAGUGUGCUUUGUUUCUGUUUCUCAAUACGGAGUACUACAUGAAACACAUGGCUUGUGCUCUGCUGGAGUUUAGGAAAAGCUUCCACGGGACUUAUGUUGGGACUUUU
Molecule: messenger RNA, 2633 nt
Organism: Coccidioides immitis RS
Lineage: Eukaryota; Fungi; Ascomycota; Eurotiomycetes; Onygenales; Onygenaceae
Exons: 5
Coding region: 959-2233 (424 amino acids)
Source: RefSeq, a predicted model, not a curated record